This is a messenger RNA of Sebastes umbrosus (honeycomb rockfish), 2142 nucleotides long. RefSeq names its product SAM pointed domain-containing Ets transcription factor-like. Lineage: Eukaryota; Metazoa; Chordata; Actinopteri; Perciformes; Sebastidae. Gene Ontology annotation, molecular function: sequence-specific DNA binding; DNA-binding transcription factor activity, RNA polymerase II-specific. The coding region runs from base 216 to 1199 and encodes 327 amino acids. Gene Ontology annotation, biological process: regulation of transcription by RNA polymerase II; cell differentiation. The record is from RefSeq and is a predicted model, not a curated record. The transcript has 6 exons. Gene Ontology annotation, cellular component: nucleus.
GCUUGGACCAGGAAUCAAACAAGGUGCAUCGAUAGUUGGGAGUGGACAGAAGUGAUCCAGCUGUGAGUGCUGGGUAGGAGACGAAAAAUUACAGUACAGCACAUCCUCACCUGAGGGCAUCAUAGAUAGAGUCUCCAAAGGACCUUGACUUUAAGAGAAGAGGCCUCAGCUUUGGAAACGCUACUGAAGCCAACACUUACAAGUGUUCAACAAACAUGAGCAUGGGGAGUCCAGGCUGUGAACACACAGGCUACACCGUGCACUCACCUCUGUACAUCAGUCACCCCCAUGGUGACGCCAGGAUGGCCUGGCUGGACAAGACUGAGGACAUCAAGCCGCCCCGCAGCUUGUUGGAGCUGCCUGAGCUCGGCUGGCCGGGGGUCUACCUCCCCUGCUAUGAAAGGUUAACCAUAGAGGAGAGCCCCUGGGUGCUGAGGAUGACAGAGGCCCCGGCUCCCGCCGCUCCUCCCUCCAGGACUCCGGAGACGAGCCCGGCCAAGCCCAGCCAACCCCAGGACCCCCCGUCUGAGAUGGAGGGUCAAGUGGAGGAGCGCUGCCUGGAGCAGGUCCAGACCAUGGUGGUGGGAGAAGUGCUGAAGGAUGUCGACACGGCUUGCAAACUGCUCAACAUUGCACCAGACCCGUUGGACUGGAGCAGUGGGCACGUUCAGAAGUGGCUCCUCUGGACCGAGCACCUGCACAGGCUGCCGCAGGUCAGCGCCAUGUUUCAGGAGCUGAGCGGGAGGGAUCUGUGCUCCAUGACAGAAGCAGACUUCAGACAACGCUCCUUGCAGUUUGGUGACAUGCUGUAUGCUCAUCUGGACAUCUGGAGAUCUGCUGCAGCAAUGAAGGAGCGCUGCCCACCACAAGACAGCAAAUCUGCAGCUGAUGAUGAUUCCUGGCCAGAGGUGAGGCGUAGCUACCCCAACCAGCCCAUCCACCUGUGGCAGUUCCUCCGAGAGCUGCUCCUCAAGCCUCAUAACUACAGCCGCUGCAUCCGCUGGCUUAACAAAGAGAAAGGGAUUUUCAAAAUAGAAGACUCAGCUCUCGUGGCCAGGCUUUGGGGCAUCAGGAAGAACCGCCCAGCUAUGAACUAUGACAAACUGAGUCGCUCGAUACGCCAGUACUACAAGAAAGGCAUCAUUCGAAAGCCCGACGUAUCACGCAGACUGGUCUACCAGUUCGUCAACCCCGUAUGAUGAAGACGAUCGGCCGAUUGAAACGAGCUGAGAGGAACCAAAGAUAUGCUGGACAUACAGUAGGAGUAACACGAACUCUGAAGCUCGAUCGCUCAUCGCAGAUGUUUCAUUUCAAUUGUAAAGACUGCCUACUGAACUAUGCACUCCUGCCUAGCAUCACUCUACUUUAUUAUUCCUAAUACUGAUUUUAUUUUAUUUGUCUUUAGCACUCUUGUUUGAAAUGUACUUUUUGGUGUGAUAUUUGGUUUCUCGAAAGGACGCGUAUGUCUUCUAACUAUGGAAACAUUUAAAAGAAAUAAUGCUUAUUUGCUUUCUUGCCUUGAGUUAGAUGAGAUGGAUAUCCGUACAGUACAUAUGUAGCUAACCAGCUGCUGGCUCCAGCUACAUAUUUAACAUAGCCUGUGAGAGACAUCAAUAACUCUCGGCAAGAAAGACAACUAACGUUAUUUCCCAAAAUGUCAAACUAUUCCUUUAAAUCCUCUUUUUUUAACAAUGACACUUCCUGUUAUUCCCAUUCAAGUGUCAGAAUAUUUAGAAGUUGCAGAGCAAUGCCAAAGUAAGUGAAUAUUUUAUUAAACCUGCCUUAAUGGAUAAUCCUUUUGACAUUUCUAUCUUUGGGAUUUGUUCAGGAUCCAGAAUAAAGCAAUAUAUUACCAAAUGUUGUCUCCUUUAAAAGGUGCUAAAUGCAAGAUUGGGAGCAUUUCUAUUGCCUCCGCACAACGGCUCACAACAUGGCGAUGGCUGCUACCAUCUCUAAAACUAUGGCAACACUGAUGACAGAGCUAACAGUGUUAACCAAAGGGUGGGUGCUUCGCUUCCGCAACGGCGCCGUCGGUUUGGACGGCGUUGUCAGCCGUAACCGCCGUAUGAGAGCAGUUCAGAGUGGCGGUUGUGAGCUAGCCAGUGGGGCACGCUCACAUGCACUAAUAGCAUGCGCGGCUGG